This is a messenger RNA of Striga hermonthica, 1380 nucleotides long. The record is from the annotation of a GenBank genome assembly. Lineage: Eukaryota; Viridiplantae; Streptophyta; Magnoliopsida; Lamiales; Orobanchaceae.
AUGGCUGCUGUAAAUCCACAAUCCCCAAACUCCGUGACCUUUGGAUUCAUGAAUCAUUUGUCAUCGGCAGCUUGCGAGUGGCUCUUAAUCCUCCUGCUUCUCGUAAAUUCCUGCUUAUUCCACCUGCUCGCAAAAUUCGCCCGAUACUGCCACCUCACCCCUCCCUGCCUCCUCUGCUCGACUCUGGACACUGCUCUCCUCAAAAGCAAGCCCCGCACUACCUACUGGAAUCUCUUGUGCAACGACCACAGGCAAGAGAUGUCCUGCCUUGUCUCGUGCUCCGUGCACAGCAGAUUCGCUGAUGUCAGCUCCCUUUGCGAGGAGUGCCUCUCUCCCAUCAUCAACCACAGCAAGUUCACAUCCGACUCGUACAGGCUGCUCGUCGGAAAGUCAUGGCUGGACGUGGAUCGAUCGGUCCUCCAAAGCCUGGUCUCGAAUAAACACAUAAGGUUAGGCUCGCCCGACCACCGGACAUGUUCUUGUUGCGGGAAGAUGUGGAGAGCCAAAUCGAGCACCGAAAGGCUUCUCGAGCUGAAUCCAGCAAGUUUAGGGGCGUCGAAGGCUAAUGUGAAACCACCCCUUCCUCGGGCUCCUGGCCGUAGCCGGUUCAGCCGGCGUGACAGCCUGAAGAGGCUUAGGGAUAAGUUCACGAGCCAGAUUGCUUCUGUGGGUCCUACUGGUGCCGACACGCUGUCCCAUGUGGGGUAUACGAAGCUGAAUAUCUCGUCGGACACGGAGUCGGAGUUCCCGUUCUCGGAGGACGAUGAUGACGGCAGGAGCACGAGCUCCUCCCAUGUGGCGGCUGCCGUGGAUGGGAAGGAGGCAUCAGUGGACUCUGGCAAUGUAAAUUUGCCAGGUGGCGAUGUUUUUGGGGAGGGGAGGAUGGUUGGGGAUCUCGGCUGGCGUGAGACUCAUGGUGGAAAGGCGAGCCCUAGCCCACGCUUGUCGCCGGAUUUGAUAUCAUUGGGGGACUGGCCCCAGCAGUCUGACGGGAGGAGCAGGAGUAUCAGCUCCUCCGGUGUGGAAGCUGGCGUGGAUGAGAAGGCGACACCAUUGGAUUUGGGCGGUGACGGGUGUGUAAAUUUUCCAGGUGGCGAUUUUGUCGGGCAGGAGAGAAUGGUUGGGGACCUCGGCUGGCAUGAGUCUCAUGGGAAGGCGAGCCCUAGUCCAUGCUUGUCAUCGGAUUUGAUAUCGUUGGGGGACUGGCCCCAGCAGUCUGACGUGGCAGGGGUUUCGUUGGGCCCAUCGGCUCUGUCCGUGCUAUCCGAGCUCCUGUCGCUCUGCAAUGUUCCUUCGUCACCUGGUGCAAUAUCAAGGAAGGGUAAGCUACAAGUUGAAAAAAUCAGAAGCUUUUGGCUAAAAGUUCAAUACAAGCUGUAA